Daktulosphaira vitifoliae (grape phylloxera) is the source of this 1825-nucleotide messenger RNA. RefSeq lists its product as uncharacterized. Lineage: Eukaryota; Metazoa; Arthropoda; Insecta; Hemiptera; Phylloxeridae. The record is from RefSeq and is a predicted model, not a curated record. The coding region runs from base 260 to 1465 and encodes 401 amino acids. The transcript has 4 exons.
CUAGGACAUCUUUCGCCGCUACAGUCUUCGGUUUACCACGAGGUAUCAUUCACGUUCUAGGUAGCUUAACUGCGUCACCAUGACAGUUGCUCGUUUUCAUAAGAACAAAAUUAUAAAAUAGUUUUAUACAAUUUUAAAAGAAAAUUUCUUCAAAUUAUUAAAAUAUUUAUACUGUGAAUAAGUGCAUAAUUAGACGACAGUAGGAUUAAGUGAUCAAUUGUAUUUUUUAAAUAAUUUCGCUAACGUGUCUGCUGCUGAUAUGCUUAAGCCACUAGUAUUACAAAUAAUCAACUCUUUGAUUUUAGCUGCGGUGAUAGUUGCGGGCGUUCAUUGUUCGGACCAUGAAUUCAAUGAAGAUGAGCAUCAAUACCAACAAAUGAUAAACACCCAUGAAGAUGAACUGGAAUCGCAUUCUCAUUUAUCCUUGUUAAAGGGAAACAACGAUGGUGAAUUUGGUGCUCGGGCCCAAAUUAGCGAAGAUCCUCAAGGCCGGAAACAUGCACAUGCUGUAGCGGUCUGUGACUGUAAUGGUCAAGGAUCAUGGAAACCUUUGUUCAGAGCAUCGCAAUUACUUAAAACAGAGUUUCCAGAUCAUAGUGCACUUCAUGAAGAAGUAAAUUCACAUUUUCGACAAGGUAUUAGCGAUCAAAUAGAUAACCACCUACAAGAAGCUAGAGGACUAACUAAUAGACAUAAUCAUAUGAUCCAUUUACAUCUUAUUCCACACAUAUAUGUGCCGGUUAUGCAUCAGACUGGAUUUACGUCUUCUAUUUCUGAGGCCAAACUCGUUGAUAAUCACAGUGUUCUCGACGAUUCUUCGGCAUCUUUAAUAAAUCACGAUUCAUCCUCAGAGUUUCCUCAAACGGAUUCUAUUGAGAGUAAUAGUGUUGGUCAAAAAGGUAGCACAACAAGUAGUGAAGAACAUGUUUCUACUGAACCCGAGCAUUCAAAUAACUUAAACACACAUUCAGGCGAAUCGUUUUAUUCUACUAUCAAUGAAGAGGCAUUAGCUCAACAAGCUUUACAAGAAAAUUUUGACAAAAAUAUUGUAAGUGAAUCUACUGAUAAUAAUUUUGAGUUGUCGUCAAAUGCCAAAACAGAAGUACCUCAUCAAUACCAGGUACACGAAUCAGAAGAUCUAUCAAAUGAUUAUAGUAGUAAAAAACAAGUAGUGAGUCAGUCGUCUACUUUGAUGCCAAAUAAAUCUUUUCCAAGACACCGAAAGUCAACACCUAAGCCAAAUAGAUCUAAAUAUGGACGGAAACUUACUGACAGACAGGAUUUGAGAAAUUUAUUAGUAAUGAGGCCUCCGCCCUUGGGUCAGUUGCAAACUUGGAAAUAUGUAUUUCCUCCACAAAAACCUUCACCACGCCAUCAGUUCUAUAAGAGAACUCAACCAAUGAUGCCAAUUUUAAAAAAAAGAACACUACCAGUUAUACUGCAUAUCCGUCAGAGGCAAAAUUAACGUUGAAAUAAAUAUAUGGCGAAAUUCUAAAUUACCGGAAAAUUUAAACACUGCAUUUUUACCUAUUGUAUUAUUAUGUUUAAACAAGAAACAAAAUUGAUGUCAUAGCAAAAUUCCUGGUCUAGAAUUUUGAUUUGGUUCAUUGAUUCCAUCGUAGUUAUAUUUUAUUGUUAGAGUAAAUUAUAUUAUUAAAAUUAGAAUAAAAUUAAUAGCGAUGUAUUAAAAUUUUUAUGUACAUAAUGUUAAUUUUAGUUGUACUCAUUUUUAGUUUUAAUGUUUUUAAAACAUUUUUAAUUAUCUUACAUAUGUUACAGAUAUUGAUGAGAUCGAAUUUUUUAAAAAUUAUUAAUUUAUGUUAUU